Asterias rubens (European starfish) is the source of this 1141-nucleotide messenger RNA. RefSeq names its product ATP-dependent RNA helicase DDX51-like. The annotation marks the transcript as partial. Lineage: Eukaryota; Metazoa; Echinodermata; Asteroidea; Forcipulatida; Asteriidae. The transcript has 5 exons. Gene Ontology annotation, cellular component: nucleus. The record is from RefSeq and is a predicted model, not a curated record.
CUUCAGAAGUUGCUGUUUUCUGCAACCCUCUCUCAGAACCCAGAGAAGUUGACCCAGCUCAAUUUAUUCCAGCCUCGUUUGAUAACAUCUGUUGUGACGUCGAAGAAUAGAAGAAAACAGAAGCAGGUGGAUGGUCAGGAAGCUUUGGAGGAAAGAGGGGAGUUUGUUGGAAAGUUCACCACUCCAUUUGGACUCAAAGAGCGUUACAUCCAGUGCACGCCUGGCGAGAAACCCUUAGUCGUUCUUCAUCUCAUCCAGUCCCUGAAGCUCUCUCAGAUCCUGUGUUUCGCAAACACCAUUGAAUCCACACAUCGUCUCUACCAUCUGCUCAAGCUGAUUGGAGGGAUUGAGGUUGCAGAGUUUUCAUCCAAUCAAACGGCAGGACAAAGACGGCAGAUACUCAAGCAGUUCAAAGCUGGCAAGACAGAACUGUUAAUUUGUUCGGAUGCAAUGGCUCGUGGAAUGGAUAUAGAGAAUGCUAGAUACGUCAUCUCAUAUGACAUGCCACCUUACAUCAAGACGUAUAUACAUCGGGUUGGUAGGACGGCUAGAGCCGGCAAGACAGGAGUAGCUUAUUCAUUGCUUCAAGAAUAUGAGGUUCCCAAAUUGUUGAAGAUGCUGGAGCAUGCUGGCAAGACUAACAUGAUAAAGCAUGAUGUUGAAGACGAUGAGAUGGAAUAUUUGGUAGAAUCAUAUGAGAAGGCUUUGCAGAAACUACCAACAAUCUUACGGGUGGAGAAGCAUUAUUCCAUGUGAGGUAUCAUGGAUUGAUCUACCGGCCGUUAUUCUUGGGGUUCCCCCUAGGGAAUAGAGUAGUGUGAAAAGGGCUGAAGUUAAAGGAAUUCGCUGACUUGGAAAAAGUGUUUGAAACAGUUUGUUAUGAAAUACAUUAUGGUUAGAAAGAUAUCUUAAAAGAGGAAUACAAUGAUCCACACAAGUAUCACUCGAAAUUGCACGGUUUUCGUUUUCGAUGCGAGCUAACACCAUCUGCCCUUUUUUUGAGUCAAAAUUUUGGCUCCACAAAAUGGCCGACCGUGUUGCUUCGCGAUGUAUAAGGAAAACCUAGCAAUUUCGAGGCAUGCGUGUGUGGAUUGUUAUAUUCUAAUUUUAUAUUCUUUAUCUAACUAUAUGCAUUUCAUAA